GCCUGCCUCGCAACCGAGCGAGCAGACGAUUGCCGGCGGCGGCAAUGACCACGACGCGCCGCACGAAAAGCCCCAUGGUUAGCGCCUCCCCCCGCUCCGACGACGACGACGACGGCGCGGUGAUGGAUGCCUCGCCGGAGUUCCGCGACUGGGGCAACCUGCCGGAGCUGCCGCUGUCGGAGGUGCUGCGGGGCCUCCUCCCCUGCCUCCGCUCGGUCUACGCCUUCGCGGCCGCGUGCCGGCCCUGGCGCCGCCUGCUCCGGGACUCCGCCGCCGACCUCGUCCGCCCCCGUCUACCGCCGCUCCUCCUCCUCUGCCCGGCCUACCGCGUCGUGCCGGUAUCCCCGCGCGUCGUCGCGGCGCCCGUCUCCUACUCCCUCCCCGGCGAUGGCACCGUCCUGUCCGCCUCCCGGGGCCACCUCGUGCUCCUCCGCCGUAACCCCUUUCACAGCCUUCACCUCGUCGACGCCCUCACCGGCGCCGUGCGGCACGUGCUGCCUCUCCCUUCCCCGCACUUCGCCUACCACUACGCCGCCCUCGCGCCCUCCCGGCUGCUCCUCUUCCAUUCCAAGCACGCCUUCUUCUCCCUCCCCGUGGGCGACACAGACCCCAACCCCCGCCCCGAUUGGGCCAAGCACAGCCUCCCCCGGACCGCCUCCUUCGUCCGGUCUACCCUAGAAUUCCGCGGGCGCCUCCUCGGCUUGACCGAUCGCGCGCAGUUACUUGAGUUCCACCUCGAUGCCAACCAUCCGAACAAAUCCGCCCAAAUGUUACCUGCCACCGGCCUCCCGGACGCCACCACGUUCGACCGGUGGCACUUCGGCCCACAUCUGGUCGCCGCCGGUGAUCGGUUGCUCCUGGUGCUCUUCAUGCUGGUGCCGCGAUUUGGCAGUUUGUUUCAGGCACAGACGCGUGUGAAGAAGGUUGCCGUCUACGCACUUGACAUGGCGAAGAUGAGGUGGGAAGAGGUGGAGAACAUCGGAGCUUACAGCUUGUUCGUGGACUGCGCCGGGAGGAGUACCGCUGGAUGUGUGGAUGUGGGGAACUGUGGCCUGGAGGAGAACCGAAUUUACAUUGCUGCUCCUGGGUGCGAUGGCUGGUAUUCAUGCUCGCCUGGGUGGGAGGUUCCUCUCGGUGGUCAAGGGACUGGACCGUUGUCAAUUCAAGCAAUGAAGUGGCUGCCAUGGCCUUCACAGAUAUGGAUUUAUCCACGUCUUUUAUUUUGAUAAUGUAUUGUAUCGAGACAAGUAAUGUAGCAGCCGUUUUGUCCUUAGUUUCCCUGUGGUCUGUGCCUGGAAACCCCAGCAGAAUCUACUAUGUUUUACAUCUUUCUUUCAGUAAAAGCAGGGCUCCGGUGAGCCUUUUAUAAUAGAAAGUAAUGUAGAAAGUGAACAAUAUAAGGUAUGAUCAAUUGUUUUGCUGUAAAAUCAGUUAUUGUGUAUAUAAUAACAUCCAUAGCAUGUUUGUGCGAACAUAAUGUGUGGUUUUUAGCAGUUCACUAUCAGCCGACUAUGUUGUAGUAACCCAAUUAUCAUGCCAUAGUGAAACACUGUGUAUAUAUUGUAUUCCUUAAUAUUUCUGUGGUAUUACCCAUUAGGCCAGUACACGCUGGUCA
Messenger RNA from Oryza brachyantha (malo sina), 1615 nucleotides. RefSeq lists its product as uncharacterized. The record is from RefSeq and is a predicted model, not a curated record. The coding region runs from base 45 to 1226 and encodes 393 amino acids. Lineage: Eukaryota; Viridiplantae; Streptophyta; Magnoliopsida; Poales; Poaceae. The transcript has a single exon.